Messenger RNA from Hydra vulgaris (swiftwater hydra), 6991 nucleotides. Its product is annotated as leucine-rich repeat serine/threonine-protein kinase 1. The record is from RefSeq and is a predicted model, not a curated record. Gene Ontology annotation, biological process: protein phosphorylation. NCBI's taxonomy places the organism in Eukaryota, Metazoa, Cnidaria, Hydrozoa, Anthoathecata, Hydridae. Gene Ontology annotation, molecular function: protein kinase activity; protein binding; ATP binding.
AAUGACGUAUUCAAAAAAAAAUCUCUCAAAUGUAAAUGUUAAAAUUGUAUACUAAGUGAUUUAGUAUACUAAAUGAUUACAAAGUCAUGAAUAUUCUCAAACCAGAUGAUAUUAACUUUAUAAAAUCAUGUUCUAACAAUGACCAAUUGAUUUCUUUUCUUGAUGAAAAAGGCUCAGGUAUUUUAAAUUGGACUGAUAAUUUCGGAAGAACCAUUCUACAUCAUAUUAUUGGCAGCAGUGGAAAUUUAGCAUGUGUUCAGCUAUUGUUAACAAAAAACGCUGACCCAAAUGCAGUUUCAGGAAUUGAUGACAAGUGCUCAACACCUCUUCACUAUGCUGCAAAAACUAAUAAUCUUGCAUGUGUGAUUGCUUUGGUGGAUCAUGGUGCUAAAAUAGAUAUAAAAAAUAGUAGGGGACAGCGUGCUAUUGAUCUUGCCUCAGAAUUUUGCUCAACAGAUUGUAUUAAUUAUCUUCAUUCUAUUUAUGAAAAACGAGAAAAAGAAGAUGAGCUUAAUAAAGCAAAAGCACUUUAUAAAUCUAUUGAAAUGAAUGACUUUUAUGGUGCAAAAAAAGCAUUGGAUAGUAUGAAAUCAACUUACAAAACAGUGAAUGAAUACAGUCACGAUGGAAAUAAUACAUUGCUUAACAGUGCAUGUUUUCAUGGUAACAAAGCUAUUGUUGAGCUGCUUAUUCAUAAUCGAGCUGAUGUGCGACGAAAUUUUAGGACUGGCGAAACACCUUUAUAUAUUGCUUGUUAUUAUGGCCAUCUUGAUGUUGUAACUCUCCUUGCACAAACAUUUUCUGAACUUCUUAAUCUUUCAUGUACACAAGAUCAAAUUUAUCCACUGCAUGCAGCAAUAAUUCAAGGAAAUGAGUCAAUUGUAGAGUAUUUAUUGACCUUAAGAAAUGUGGAACAUGAAAAAGUUAUUCUAAAUAACUCAACUUCCAAAUCAAAUAAAUGUUUUGUUAAUAUUAAUCAACCAAUGGGUAAUGGUCACACUCCUAUACAUCUAGCAGUUCAGUCUGGAAAUAAAAAUAUAAUAUCAAUGCUUUUGGCUUGUAAACCAUUUAUAAAGGUUAUGGAGAAGGAAGAAUAUCCUGGUUGUCUAAUACUAGAAAGUGUAGUUGAUACAAAAACUGCAUUACAUUUUGCUUUGCAAGAUGUAAAAAAUUUAGAAGUUGUGGAGUUGUUAUUAAAAAAUGGUGCUGAUUUAAAUGCAUCUUUUAUUGACAAUGGUUUAAAGUACACUCCAUUGCAAUUUGUGUGCAAAAAUGAAAACAUUGAAGUUUUAAAACUUUUGUUAAAGUAUAAUGCUAAAGAUCAUGAUGGAAUCUCUUUGAAUGAAGCUAUGGAAAAUAACAGAGAUGAAGUUGUGAAUGUUUUGCUAAGCAACGGUGUUUAUGUUAACAGUGAAAGGACAGUAACUUUAAAUGACUUUGAAGACUCAUUAACUACUGUAUCAAUAUAUUGGAAAAAGCGUUUUAUCAAUUUUGUAAAGGAAAAAUGGAUAUUAGCUGCACCAUCAGCCGUAUAUUCUCAUCAUGAUGAUCUAAUAAAAAAUAAGUUACAUUCUCAACUUAUCACUGAAGUAAACUUAUCGAAUAAUAAACUUGAAUUCGUUCCAUUUAUACUUUUUCAGUUACCUUCUUUAAGAAAACUAAAUCUAUCAAAUAAUUGGCUUUAUGAGUUGUGCUUUAUGAACUUAAGUGAGAAUGAAAGUAUUUCAAAUCAAAAUUUAUUUGGUCAUUCUUUAGAAGAGCUAGAAUUACAGCAUAAUUCUCUUGAAACUCUUCCAAAAUUUAUUUUUGAAAUGCCUAUUUUACAGUAUAUCAACUGCAGCAACAAUAAUUUAAAGAGUAUAGGGAUGGAAAUGUGGCUUUCAGAAUCAUUGAAAGUUUUGUUGCUUGAUCACAAUCAUUUAAAUAAAUUACCUUCUUUGUUAAACUUUAGCAGAGAACUUAACAAUGAACAAGUGGAUAAUCAAAUUGAUAAUCGUUUGUUAAGGCUUCCUGUUUCCAAAAAAAAAGUUCUUUAUAGUAUAAAAUCAAAUAAGGAUGGUGUUUACAAUAUAGAAAAACAGAAAUGUGCUAUAAAUUCUGGUUUAAUUCACCUUGAUUUGUCAAAUAAUAAAUUUUCAAAAGUGCCUAAUGGAAUCUCUUGUCUUGCGCCUAACUUAUUUUAUCUCAAUUUAAGUUAUAAUGAAAUUUCUAAAAUAAAGUGUAUAUCUUGCUUUCCGAAACAUUUAAGUCACUUAUCUCUUGCUAAAAACAACCUGGACACAAUAUAUUUUUCUGAAAAGCAAAAACCAAGUAGUUUUUGUUAUGCAUAUGCAGAACAUUUUUGUUUAACAUCUAACAACACUUGUGAACAUCAACAACACAAUCAGCUAGUCGAUCUUGUUCAUCUUGAUUUAUUAGGAAAUAAACUUAAAUCAAUCAGUUUGUUUUAUUCAUUCAGUAAUAAAGAAGAAUUAUUUUGUGAAAAUUUAAAGUCACUUAAUAUUUCUGAUACAUUGUUGAAAUCGUUACCUGAUGGUAUAAAAUAUUUAAAAAAGCUAGAAGCAUUAUAUUUUACUCAAGACACCAUUACAAGUAAUGUAAUUUGUAGUCUCAUUGAACAAGUUGAGCCUAGCCAUCAAUAUCCAAAGAAAGUUGCUGCAAGUAUAAAGAUUGGUUGCGAAAGAAAUUCAAAUGUUAAAUCUCUACAAAAAGCUGAAGAACUGAUAAAUGAAAAGAACUUUCCAAACAUCAAGUUGAUAGUGACUGGUCCAAAAAAAGUUGAAAAAUCUUUGCUUGUUAAAUCACUACAAAAUGAAGGGAUCACAAUUAGAAAAGUUACUUCUGUGAGACAUAAUUGGGUUAAAGUGGACAAACAUACUAAGAUAUUUGCAAAUGCCGGAAUAGACUGCACUUACUGGUCAUAUAUGUAUGAAAAGAAAUGCAUGAAUUUUAUAAUUUGGGAGUGCAAUUUCAAUAAAUUUCAUCACGUUUUUAUGUUUCAACAUGCAGUUUAUUUGCUUGUUUGGCAAUUUACUGAUAAUAUCAAAAAUGAAGUGGAACUACUAAAGUCAUGGUUUAAAAAUAUUCAGGCUUAUGCUCCUGACUCAGCUGUUAUCGUUGUCAUAACUAACUCUGAUAGUAAAAUGUUUCCAUCUGGUUUAAUAGAAGAAGUUAAAAGACAUUUUUUUUCAGGAUCAGAUGAUUUUAAUAUAAAUGAGGUGUCAGAUGUAGACAAAAUCAUAGGUUUUGUUGAAAUUGACAAAGUUCAAAAUAUAAAGUUUCUUUGUGAUUUAAUAUCUGAAAAAGCUAUGAAUAUUAGAGAUAAAACUAACAUGGUUUUGGAGCAAAGUUUUUCUGAGUUCUACCUUCCUGUUGAAAAAGCUGUCUAUGUGGUUGCUGACCAAAUGAAAAUUGAGAGUGAUAAAAAAAAUGAUUUAUCUUUCUAUCUUGAUGGAAAAUCAUUUAGGUCAAAAAUGUUUGAAUUACUUCAUUUGCAAAAUUUUGAACUUCAAUAUGAUGAUAAAGACUUAGAUGAAGCUGUACAUUUUCUUCAUUGUUUUGGUAGUAUCUUACACUUUGAUGUUCCUGCACUUAAUGAUGUUUACUUUUUCAAUCCACAAUGGUUGUGUGAUAUUCUUUUAUUUAUGAUGAGAAUUAUUCGAUCUCAAGCAAAUGCAUUUGUAAAAAUAAAUGAUAUCAAACAAAGUUUGGAUGUGGAAAGAUUCCCAAUUUCAAAAGGCAUAGAACUUUUGGAUUCUUUUGAUAUUGCUGUAAAGUUAUCCGAGAAUGAAUUAUUUGUUCCAUCGUUUUUGUCAGAAAAUGAAGUAAAUACUUGCGAAAAGGACCUUCAAAAUGAAAUAUAUCGACGUCAAUAUUUAAUGCCAUUUGUUCCUACUGGAUUCUGGUCUAUGUUGAUUAAAAGAAUAAGAGUGGAUAAAAAUCUAUUUGAAGCUUUGUCAAGAUGUUUUGGUCUAAAAGCUACUACAGGUUUGCACAGUGAUAACACAGCAAGCUCAGAAAAUUUAGACAAAAUAAAAAUUGAAGAUAUAAUAAAUUGGACUUGCUGGAAGACUGGAAUUGAAAUUUCUUGUUUUGGGAUCAGGUUGCUUCGAAUUUGUGAGCUACCUUCGAAAGUGGCUUUCUAUGGGUCAAACUAUCCCUUAAUAUCAGAAAUUGUUUCAAGUUCUGAAUCAAGUUUUGUGAACAAAAAAGCAGUUGUUGAAAUAAUGGUUCCUUUUGUUUACAUAACGAUUGGAAAAUAUGAAUCACAGAUUAGUGGUCAAGGUAAUUCUAUCACUGACAACACCAGCAAUAUCAAAAUUACCAGCAUUACAUAUGAUAAUCAUCUUGUAGCUUGCAGAGUAUUGGUUACUGCAGUAGAUUGUAUUGACAAGCUACUCUCUGACUGGUUUUCAAAGUUUAGUGUUAAAUGUGUUAAAAGAGUUUCUUAUUGUAAUCUUUGUAUUCAGAGUGCAAUAGAAGAAAAUAAUUCUCGAUCAAGAAGUUUUAACUUGUCAUUGUUUGAGUUUGAACAUGCUUUAGACUGUUUAAAGAAUAAGAAAGAUUUGAUUUGUCCUUUUCAUGAAAAUUUGGUAGAUAUAAAAAAGGUUUUUCCUGACUUGUGCUUCUUAGACUUCAAUUGUAAAAUUUUCUCUGAUAAAAAAAUUGAAUGUGGCAAAUUGAUUUCAAGAGGAAAAUUUAAUGAUGUUUUUGCUGUAAAAAUCGCUUCAAUAAACUCUUCAUUUUGUGCAGCGAUGAAAGUUCCUUGUAAUUCAGUUAUAAAAAACAAAUCUCCAUUUACUGAAAUAGAAAAAUACAUUUCAUGGAAUUUUGAAGCAAAAAUGGAAUCAUUGUUUUAUCAUCAAAUGGACUCAUACAUGUCUUAUAGACAUUUUCGUGAGGAACUUGCUGUUGUCUUAUCAAUAGAGUAUCAUCAUAUAGCUAAUUUCAAAGGAUUGUCAUUAAAACCAUUGGGUAUGUUGUUUGAUCUGGCUCCAAAAGGUCCACUUAAUAAUUAUUUAGAUAGAUACAGACAGAAGAAAAUUGAAUUACCAGUGUAUGCAGUUAAAGAAACUCUUUGUCAGAUCAGUGAUGCUUUGAAUUAUCUUCAGUCUCAAAGUAUCUUAAGCUGUGAUUUAAAAAGUGAUAAUGUAUUAGUUCAUGAAUUUCCUGAACCAGAUUGCAGUCUGUAUUCAAAAGUUCGACUACUAUUAGCAGGUUAUGGAAGUAGUAAAAAAAUGUUGAACAAAAAUACAGAAUUAUAUAGGAGUUCAAUUUUCAGGGUACAAAAUGCUGAUGAAAAUAAAAAAGUUUUGAGUUUCUUGUUUGGUUCCUUUGUCUAUGAGUUAAUAAAUCUACAAAAACCUUUUGGUAACUGUGUCAAUAGAAAGCUUGUUAAUAAGUUCAUAUUAGAGGGGAAACGUCCAAAAUUAUCGCUUAUGGCUAGACAAUAUCCAAUUCCUAUAUUAUCAUUGCUCCAUCGAUGUUGGACAUUUAAUUAUAAUGAUAGACCAACUACUUUAGAAAUUAAAGGUCUUGUGAAUUUGGAUGAACUAACAUCGCUCUUAGAUGUUUUAGACCUGGAUGAAAACUUCUAUUUACAGUGUGUAAAGACUUGUUCAUCAAAUUUUUGUAAACAAAGUAAUGUGUCUGUUAAUGAUUUGAUUGGUUCACAUGUUUGGUUAAUCAGCAGUCGAAUUAAUCAUUCUCCAGGACAUAGUAUUCUGACAGUAUUUUCAUAUGAAAAUUAUAAAUAUGUACAUGAAAUUAAUAUUCAACUUAAGGAAAAUAUUAUCAUAGCAUGUUUAGUUGGAAAUAAACUGUGGUUAGGAACAGAGAAAAGUACUUUUAAAGUUUACUGUACUUCAAAGUACCAACUGGUUGCAUAUGGCAGAUGUAUUAAGAAUGCAUUUUUAAUUUGCAUUUAUUAUUUUGCUUUAAAAAAACUUGUUGUUUGCACACAAUCUGAUGGCAAUGUUCUAAUAUAUAGUGAUGAUGUUCAUUCAUUAAGUAGACGUAGUUCCUUAGAACCAGCUGAUUGUUUUGUGCACCCUUCAACAAAUUUAGUUUUCUUGAAGCCUCUAAAUUCUUUUUCAUUAGGCAGUCCCAUACAUUGUAUAUGUGCUGUUGAAUCUUAUGCUUUCAGAAAAGAAAUGUUACAAAAUGACUUUUACAAUUCUAAUGCAAAUAUGAAUACUGAAAAAUAUGAGUUAUGGUGCGGCCAAGAAAAAGGGUGUAUUUCAAUACUGAGAGCAAGUUCACUUCCUUCAUACAAAAAAAUAGAAACUUUAUCACUUCAAGGGGAAAACGUAUCAAGUUUUUCAAAUAAAAUUGUUAUUUGUUUAGAAACAAAUCAAAAAUUUGAAUCUGAUUAUCAUAAUAAAGAUUUUUCCAAAAAUAACUUAUACAAUUAUGUAUGGAUGGUUGUGUAUCCUGGUACUGAAGUUAAAAGAUGGAAUGUAAACUUAAGAACUGUUGAAGGAGUGUUUAACGCUAAAAAUUAUUCUGAAGUACACAAGGUUAACUCUGUGAAGCCGCCAAAGAAAAUAAUAACUGAAGAUUAUCAGGCUCAAAUUCAAUCUUUGGUUGUUGUUGAAGAAAAAAUGUAUGUUGGAACAUCUUUUGGUGUAUUUUUUAUUUGCGAUGCCUUUAAAAUGAUACCUUAUACGUGGUUAAGAUGUUACGAAGAAUGUUUAAGUGUUAUUGUGCCGUGUCGUAUGCUUUCGAAUCGAGAAAGAAAGAUUAGUCAGAAAGAAAAUCAGCUUAUAUUAACUUGCGGUCGAAGGUCUUUGGGUCGUUGGCUUAAUAAUAUUGAUUGUGAUAAUAAUCAAACCAAUGUCAAAAGAGGCAUUACUCUGAUGACGUGGAAUCUAAAUUCGCUAAGUAAUAAUUUUAAAUCCUAGCAGUAUAAUUUAUACUUUUUUAAUUUGUAAAUACAAUGACAUUUAUGUUAUUUAGCUUUCAAAUUUAGAGAUUGUUUUGAGAAUGCUGA